Molecule: messenger RNA, 1208 nt
Organism: Dermacentor silvarum
Lineage: Eukaryota; Metazoa; Arthropoda; Arachnida; Ixodida; Ixodidae
Product: motile sperm domain-containing protein 1
Exons: 6
Coding region: 134-907 (257 amino acids)
Cellular component (GO): cytoplasm
Source: RefSeq, a predicted model, not a curated record
GACAGCUGUUUCCAAACUGGCCUUGUCACGCGGCUUUGGAUGCUGCAAGCGUUGCAGCGUGCGCGUGGUCAAGUUGAACCCGCCUUUGAUCGGGGGGAACACGACGGCCGAUCGAGACGUUUUCCUGCUUUCAAUGCAAAAAGCACCGUCCUCGGUAUCGGGCUUCCCGAGUGAAGACGUCGCAUUUGAUGACAGCGCGACGGUGGCAUAUUGCAUUGUGUACGCGCGAGCAUGCGGUGGGAUGUGCGGGGGGGCUUCUCCCCUGAUGGCAGCCGAGCAUCUGCGGCAUGCUGCCCCCCUGGCGGGCCGCAUGCCCGUGGUGGUGUGCCCGUCCCAGCUGGACUUCUACCUGGACCAACAGGAGAGCCACAAGCAGGUGCUCACCCUGUACAACAUCAAUGACUUCUCGGUCCGCUUCCAGUUGCUGUCGAAUGCGCCAAGACGCUAUGCGGUUGCCGAGCCUGAGGGAGUGCUCAAGCCACACUCCUUUACUGACGUAGUGGUGCGCCACCGGGAGGCAUUGGAGGCAAAUGUGGGUCGCCGCGACCACUUGCGCAUCAUUAUGCGUGAGGAAGGGGGUCGUCUGCAUGGACACAGGGACGUCCCCGCCACCCUGCGGCCAGCACGCAGCCGGGGAGACGAGCCCCUUUUGAUGACCACUGGUUCUGUGCCCCUGGAGCCAUCACCUGGAGCUGAGCGGAGGCUGAGCCGAGGAGCCACAAACGGACCAAGCCCUGCAGUUGUGGUGGUGGCUGUGGCCUGCCUAGUGGCUCUGGUGCUGCCGCUAGAGGGAGCAAGUGGCAGCAGCAGCAGCAGCGGCCAUCCGUUUCUGCAGCUCAACCACCAGCAGAAAUUGAUUGCCGCCUACAUACUUGGGCUCGUGACAAUGCUCAUCGUCCGCCAGUGAAGGAUGGCUCUGUUCUUCUUGUGCCAGAGGAACGCUGGACGUCCUCCGCAGCAGCUUUGUAAAUUGCUGUCUCAACUUGCUUGCGGAUGCCCGUUUUUAAUAAUAAAGUGUGCAAGGACUGUUUUGUGAUAAUGCCUGCUCACAAACUUGUCCUUUCGACGAAAAGCUUGGUCAUGCACGGCCAUGUUGCCCGCUCACAAAGAAGGUGCCUGCCGGUAAUUCUGUCACGUUUGUACAUUCGCAGACUUCUACCGAGUGGGAGCAGCAGCCUAGUGAGUGCAAUAAAAGCUUUGGUACACUG